AUGCCCCCCAAACGCCCAACCCAACAACUAACCCAUUUCCUCGCCCUCCCCCUCCACACCCCGACCUCCCUUCCCCCCCUCCACACAACCCUCCGCACCCUUCCCCCCACCCUCCCCACACACCUCCGCCCCGCCCUCCGACCCCCCACAACCCUCCACUUCACCCUCUGCGUCCUGGAUCUGCGCGACCCCGUCCGCCUCUCCACCGCCCUCUCCAUCCUCCGCACCCUCGACCUCCCACUCCUCUGGGCCAUCGCACAGGGCCCUCCCGCCGCCGGGGGACAAUUACAGAAAGAUGUGCGUGUCACACUGAAGGGGCUGAAGGCAAUGAGGAAUCCAGAGAGCACGAGCGUGAUUUAUGCGCCGCCCGCGGAUGAGACGAAAGCGCUCCAGCGAUUCGGGGAGUUAGUCCGCUCGCACUUCGCGUGUCUGAUUGGACCGCCUCCUACGCCUCCUUCUACACCUCCAGGAGCGGCAGGGCCAGCGCGGCAAGAGACGGUGAUACUACCGCCGCCGAGGCCGUUACCGGGGCUGCUGCUGCAUGCGACGGUGUUUAAUACGGUUUAUAUACCUGGGAGGAGUAGGAGGGAUAGGCAGCGUUUGGAGAUCGAUGCAAGGGCGCUGAUUGAGGCGUUUGGAGAGAUGGUGUGGAUGGAGAAUAUUAGGGUUGAGGAGCUGGUGUUGUGUAGGAUGGGGGCGAAGGAGGUGGACGGGGUGGAGAAGUAUGCGGCGGAGGGGAUGGUGAGCAUGCCUUAGUUGAGUUGUACGGCGAGUAGUGAAGAAUAUCCCAUGAGCCCUGUAUAGCUGGGAUUCCACUUUCUACCUCUCGACCUCCCCGGCCACUCUGAGAGAGAGACAAUGCCCAAAUCCUUGAGAUCGCGGUGCAGGAGGGAUUUGCAAAGGAUGCGCUUAAAGACAUCCAUAAGCUAGCGGGAGCAGUGAAUGCAGGUGACGGGAUAGCAACGGAGAAGGAAGUUCAGGCAGUUUGUGCAAACACAGAGUCAGCUGCAGCGGAUGCGACCACUGUGAGACAGGUGGCAGAGUUGCGGCUAUAUUUGCAUUGUUGCGGCCUCCUCUUCCUAUUACAGACGCAGGGAAGGUAGUAGUAGCGCUAGAGAGAAUCGCUACAGCUUUGGAGAGAAUUGCUACUCUCAUAGAGAAGUUCGACCCGGGGAUCUCAUAGUAGACCCUAGUGGUUACAGCACGAGAGUGGCGAAAGUGUCAAUUUAGAACGGUGACAGGAUUAUAACGACAGUGAUAACCCAUCUGCCUCAUUCUCGAAACACGGGUAAUACCGCUGUAUUGCGUUUAAUUCUAGACCCUAUGUUCCUCCUAGAUUGUUUAUUAAAUCUAUCUAAGAACAUUUUCUAAUUUAUUCGCGCUUACGACAGUUCUUCUCGCUGGUUAAUGACAGAAGUGACUGCCAGGCGAGAGGAUGUGCGCGCCGAUCUCGUUGGUUUUUUUCGAGGAGGACGACGCGGAA
This is a messenger RNA of Pseudogymnoascus verrucosus, 1483 nucleotides long. RefSeq lists its product as uncharacterized. The transcript has a single exon. Lineage: Eukaryota; Fungi; Ascomycota; Leotiomycetes; Thelebolales; Thelebolaceae. Gene Ontology annotation, biological process: regulation of DNA-templated transcription; DNA alkylation repair. Gene Ontology annotation, cellular component: nucleus. The coding region runs from base 1 to 756 and encodes 251 amino acids. The record is from RefSeq and is a predicted model, not a curated record.